AACGUAACGGAGUCGGCCGCAAGGCAUUUCAGUCAGUGCCAUAAAAAUAGAAGAAGAAGAAGAAGAAGAAGAAGAAGAAGAAGAAGAAGAAGAAGAACGUAAAGGAGUCUGAAACAAUUUAUUGAUAAUAAUGGCCGAUCAAGGAUCAUCUGGUGAGAAAACAUUUGCCGAAAAACAGGCGGAGAGAAUGCAACGUUUGAAGGAGCUGCACAACAAAAGGAAUGAAGCUAGAACUCAAAAUCACAAGGAAGUGGUUGAAGAAGACAAGAGAAUGAAACUACCAGCUAAUUGGGAAGCUCGGAAACGUCAGGCUGAGUGGAUUUUGAGUGAUGAGACUGCUAGAAAAGAAGCAGAAGAGAAAGGAUUGGACUAUGACCGACAAAAACUUCUUCACAUUGAUGCGAUAGAGGCAGCCAGACUUGAACGGAAGAAGAAAAGAAAGAAUCCAGAUUCAGGUUUUGCUGACUACGAGCAGGCGACGAUAAGACAGUAUAACCGUUUAGUAAAAGGAAUGAAGCCAAAUAUGGAGUCAUAUGAAACGGCCAAAGAGAAGCUUGGACCAGCAUUUUACGGAGAUAGGAACACGAUACUUCAAGGGCUACAUGAGGAUAAGAAGGAAGCUGUGGACAAGAUGGUGGAUGAUUUGGAAAAACAGAUUGCCAAGCGAGAGAAGUACAGUAGACGACGAACCCACAAUGACGACGCGGAUAUUGAUUAUAUCAACGAACGAAAUGCCAAAUUUAAUAAUAAAUUGGAGCGGUUUUAUGGUGAGCACACGAGAGAAACGAAGCUCAAUCUGGAGAGGGGCACAGCGAUAUAAUUUCUUCUGGGAAUUCGGUUUAAUUACUUACUCAACACUUAUGAUUUAUAUCUGUCGUUAAAUUUAAUAAUGAGUUUUUGUGGGCUCAUUUCGUUUGUCAUUGAUGGCAAUACAAUGUAGAAUGGAUAAGAAAAGAUGAUAAAGGUAAGAUUUUCCAAUUA
Molecule: messenger RNA, 981 nt
Organism: Diachasma alloeum
Lineage: Eukaryota; Metazoa; Arthropoda; Insecta; Hymenoptera; Braconidae
Product: pre-mRNA-splicing factor Syf2
Exons: 4
Coding region: 131-820 (229 amino acids)
Cellular component (GO): catalytic step 2 spliceosome; Prp19 complex; post-mRNA release spliceosomal complex
Source: RefSeq, a predicted model, not a curated record